UCCCCUUCAGUCUUGCACAGGUGUACCGGCUCUUCCCCUUCAGUCUUGCACAGGUGUACCUGCUCCUCCCCUUCAGUCUUGCACAGGUGUACCGGCUCCUCCCCUUCAGUCUUGCACAGGUGUACCGACUCCUCCCCUCCAGUCUUGCACAGGUGUACCGACUCCUCCCCUCCAGUCUUGCACAGGUGUACCGACUCCUCCCCUCCAGUCUUGCACAGGUGUACCGACUCCUCCCCUCCAGUCUUGCACAGGUGUACCGGCUCCUCCCCUUCAGUCUUGCACAGGUGUACCGACUCCUCCCCUCCAGUCUUGCACAGGUGUACCGACUCCUCCCCUCCAGUCUUGCACAGGUGUACCGACUCCUCCCCUCCAGUCUUGCACAGGUGUACCGACUCCUUCCCUCCAGUCUUGCACAGGUGUACCGGCUCCUCCCUUCAGUCUUGCACAGGUGUACUGGCUCCUCCCCUUCAGUCUUGCAUAGGUGUACCGGCUCCUCCCCUUCAGUCUUGCACAGGUUUACUGGCUCCUCCCCUUCAGUCUUGCACAGGUGUACCAGCUCCUCCCCUUCAGUCU
Molecule: messenger RNA, 573 nt
Organism: Staurois parvus
Lineage: Eukaryota; Metazoa; Chordata; Amphibia; Anura; Ranidae
Source: the annotation of a GenBank genome assembly